Aspergillus piperis CBS 112811 is the source of this 2508-nucleotide messenger RNA. RefSeq names its product DNA cross-link repair protein PSO2. NCBI's taxonomy places the organism in Eukaryota, Fungi, Ascomycota, Eurotiomycetes, Eurotiales, Aspergillaceae. The record is from RefSeq and is a predicted model, not a curated record. The transcript has 2 exons. The coding region runs from base 1 to 2508 and encodes 835 amino acids. Gene Ontology annotation, molecular function: 5'-3' DNA exonuclease activity; damaged DNA binding. Gene Ontology annotation, biological process: double-strand break repair via nonhomologous end joining; protection from non-homologous end joining at telomere; interstrand cross-link repair.
AUGCCUACGCCAUUCCCUCCUCGAAAAACAUCUACGCCCUCUCGGUCAACGCCGGCGAAAUCGAAAGCCACGAAACGCAACACCAGCCUUCUCAGUUUCUUCCAAAAGGCGGACGGGCCGCCGAAAGCUACGUCCCGGCAGUCGCGGAUCACGCAGUUCGCGACGAAGGCUGAGAAGAAAGAUGCAACUGGCGAUGCAGGGUCCUCGGGGGUGAGGGGUGGGAAUGGGGCUGCUGGUGCCGGGGGUUUGUUUUUGGAGGAUGCGAAGAAGGUGGUUAGUUUUACGAAUGGAGGGGACUAUGUGAGGGAGAAGACGCCCGAGGAUAUUUGGGAGGAAGAGGAGGAACGGUUUCAGGAAAAUGGGGGCAGUGUGAAGAAGAGGAGGGUUGAGGAGGGUAUCUCGCUGGAGGAUGAUAUUGAUAAUGGGAGUGGGGAGGACAAGAAGAAGACGGAGAGCGAGAGUGGCACUGAAUCGAAGUCAACUCAGAAGCCGUCUCGGUCAGUCAGCGGGCCAUUCAUUGAUGAAUCGGACAGUGAGAGCGAGGAUCUGGAGCAGUUCAGGGAAUACGAAAAUGGGACUGAGAUUGAGGCCGGGGUAUCGGACGGGAAAUCAAACUCGGCAGACGAAACCCAGGCUCCCGCAGUCGAUGUCGACACACCACCGGUAAGAGAAGCCACGAGCCACGACGAUGAUGUUUACGCGAAUUUUGACGAUCUUGAAGAGGACGAGUUCCGAGGGGAAGAAGACUUCUUAGAUGCAUUUGACGAUGAUGAGGAUUUCAAAGGCGACAUUGGACUUGAUGAUAGCGGGAUUUCGGGUGAAGACUUUGGCUGUGAAGCGCCUGUGUGCCCUGUAUGUCAGGCUGUUUUGACAGGCUUGUCUGAGACGGAUGUCUCGGUACAUGUCAACGAUUGUCUUGAUGGGAAGCCUACGGAGUCGUUGAAACAUGAGCCAGAGGCGGAGCCAGACCCGGACCCGGAGCCGGGACCGGAGUUGAAGUCGAAAGGAAUGAGUCUUGCCGACCGGGCUGCUAUCGCGAGACCAGCGCAACGUGACCCAUAUGCCUCUGGCGUCGCAGGAACGAGGUCGGCCUUUUCGAAGCUCAUGGCCGGCAACGCGGAAGAUACAGCAUGGAAUGCAGCGGCGGCCAACGAGGUUGCGUCCCGUGGCAAACAGGCUUAUCAACGGACGUGUCCGUUCUACAAGAUCAUCCCUGGCUUCUCCCUCUGUGUGGAUGCGUUUCGAUACGGAGCCGUCGAGGGGUGCAACGCGUAUUUCCUCAGUCACUUCCACAGCGAUCAUUACAUCGGCCUUACGGGGUCCUGGCGCCAUGGACCAAUCUACUGCAGCAGGCCCACGGCCAAUUUGGUGUGCCAGCAAUUGAAAGUUGAUCGGAAGUGGCUUGUACCACUUGAGUUCGAACAGAAGACGGAAAUCCCGGGGACCGGAGGAGCGCAAGUGACCUUGAUCGAAGCGAAUCAUUGUCCCGGGAGCGCCAUCUUUCUUUUCGAGAAAUCAAUGGGAUCCGGCCCCUCGCAGAGGACACACCGUGUCCUUCACUGUGGUGACUUUCGCGCCUCGCCGUUGCAUGUGCAGCAUGCCCUUCUCCGCCCGGAGAUCACUGAUCCUGCAACUGGCAAGGCUCGCCAGCAACGAAUCGACGCCUGCUAUCUCGACACUACCUAUCUGAGCCCUAAGUACGCAUUCCCAGGCCAAGAAGACGUCAUCGAAGCUUGCGCGGAUCUCUGCGUUGAGCUCGACCAAGACGCCAAUGAUACCAACGGCCGAGCAUUCGGACGACCAGUCAAUGGGAAAAGCGGAAUGCUGAGCAAGUUUGUUACGGCAGUGACUGGAUCCCGCCCGUCUCCAACGCAAGGGAGCCGUCCUCCGGGGCGGUUAUUGGUGGUGAUUGGAACGUACAGCAUCGGCAAGGAACGCAUUUGCCUGGGGAUUGCGCGGGCAUUGAAGAGCAAAAUCUACGCAACGCCAGCUAAGCAGCGGGUCUGUGCGUGCCUCGAGGAUGCUGAGCUGUCAUCGCUGCUGACGGACGAUCCCACAGAGGCGCAGGUGCAUAUGCAAACGCUCUUUGAGAUCCGGGCGGAGACGCUGGCCGACUACCUGGACUCGAUGAAGCCGCACUUCACGCGGGUGGUGGGAUUUCGACCCACGGGGUGGACGUAUCGACCGCCAGCUGGAAGAAUGCUGGACAACCCACCAGUGUCGGUGGUGCUCAACUCGGCGCAUUGGAAGACGCCUUUCUCUGCGAAAGACCUGGUGCCACAGCGGGGGAGUACGCGGGAAAGUGCCUGCUUUGGAGUGCCGUACAGCGAGCACAGCUCAUUUCGGGAGUUGAGCAUGUUCUGCUGUGCACUCCGGAUCGGACGGGUGAUCCCCACGGUGAACGUGGGUAGCCGGAAAAGUCGGGAGCGCAUGAAGGCGUGGAUUGAACGAUGGGAGGCGGAGAAACGGAAGAAUGGAUUGUACCGCGUGGAGGGAAGUCGUUGGUAG